Molecule: messenger RNA, 2374 nt
Organism: Chiloscyllium plagiosum (whitespotted bambooshark)
Lineage: Eukaryota; Metazoa; Chordata; Chondrichthyes; Orectolobiformes; Hemiscylliidae
Product: protein FAM187B-like
Source: RefSeq, a predicted model, not a curated record
GUAUCUGUUAUUCUGUAUAUAAACCACCCCGAACCCCUCGAUUAGAUUCCAGUCUGUAACUCCCUCCUGGGUAGCUGUGUUCUGGAUGUGUAAUUCCUGAGGAUUGCAAUUGCAAGUGUGGGCCUGAAUCUGAUGUCUCAUUUCAGCUACAAAGACCUGUUGUAAUUCACUGACUGCGUUGGUGUGGAGUUUACUGAGAGGUUUGGAUUUAUUUGAGGUGAAUGUAUUCUCAGGCUGUAUCUUGAGGCUGGACAAAGUGACUGUGGAUCUCUCUGGCUGUGCAGAGUAGAGCCUGCCAGUGAAUGUCCGAUGUUGUAACAAACAGCUGAUGGUCAGGAGAUUGUUCACCUCACUGCUGUCCCCAUGGCGAUGUACAGAAUGGGGCAGGUUGGGGGGUGGGGAGGGCAGGAAGGUGUGUGGGGUGGUCUGGUCUGUUUUCUGAGCUGGACGACCCAGGGCAAAGCCUGUGACCAAGACGUGGGUGCUCCAUCAUGUUGGUACACUGGCCUGUCCUGGUUACCCUGCUGUGGUUUAGUUGUUGGCAGGUUGUGUCGUUGGGGACAGCAAUAUCCUGUUCUCGUCACCGGCUCUGCCAAAUUGCUUUGGUCAGCAGUAACCCAGUGCUGUUGGUCUGUGUGGAUUGGCCGAGACAGGAGGGAGAACUCUCCUGGUUUUACAUGAACAGCUCAGAGCCAGAGUCCGGGCAGGUCCGUCUGUUGGCAUCCAACCAGAUCCAAGGAGCUGGCUGGGACCUGCAGAGCGAUGGUCUCCUCCUCCUCCACUCACCCACCAUCUGGGACUCUGGCAUUUACCUGUGCCGUGCAGGGGCCAAGACUCUGACGUAUUAUGAGGUGGACGUGCAGGAUGUGAAGCAGCUCCACCUGUCUGGGGGGUUGCAGGGUGGGACAGUACUUCCCAACCUCAGGGCGGAGGUCGGGGGGCAGGGUGUUUACAUGUUCACUGUCUGGAGCCCCUGGGGGCGCUGUGACCACUGUGGUGUCCCAGGAUACAGGAGACGCCUGGGUUUCUGCUAUGCCCAAUCAUCAAGUAAGGCUGAGGACCCCAUGCCAUGUGGCCUGCUGUCUCUGGGGCCACAGAAGCUGCCCCCCCGUGGCCCCGAGCUUUCCCUUGAAGCCUGCCAUGUCCCCUGUCAGUCCCCUUCCGUGGCCCAGGUCCACCACCGCCACUUAGUCCCAGGUGGCCCUUUGGUAUUAGACAAUGACAACCGGGUCCUCCUCUUCGAGACUUACCUGGUCAAUGUUCACAGCAAAGUGACAUUCCACUGCCCGGACUCCUCCAUCUACAGCCCAGCGACCUGGCAAAGAGAGCUUACCCAGCAGAGGACCAGAACGAGGCAUCCGAGGACCAGCAGGGGCCUGUCCCAGCAAAUGGAGGGCAGCCACUCUCUGGACCAAGCCAUAGGCAGCAGCACCUAUACCAUCCAGGAUGUAGAGAUUGCAGAUGAAGGAAUCUACAGGUGCUUUAUCUCUGACAGACUGGCUGCCUCCUUCCACCUCAAAGUCUUCCGACCAUUCAGGAGGAGGAUGAUCGUUGCCCACCGUACCAUGGCACUGAUCUGGUACAUCCUGCUAUCCCUCGGCGUGGUUUCGCUGCUCUUGGUGAUGUUAACCUUCUUGUACGCUUUCUGCAGUUACACCCGCCGUCACCAGCUUAUCCAGUGGUAAGCAAUGUGGUGACCAGAGAGAAGAUAACCCUUGGUAGGGAGUUCCUCUGGGCAGAGGGUGAGAGCGUUUACACCCACUGGAAUUAUUACUGCAGACAGUGAGAGAAUGGCAAAGAUUGUCCGGCCCCUGCUGUUUUCUGCCGGUGCCAGGGAAAUGCAGAAGGUAAUGGGAGACAAAGUGUUGGCUCUAACCUGCAUCAAUCGUUUCACAAAGGCCAUUUGAAAUGUUUCAUUCCCUUUAUUCAAAUUAAACUUCAAAGCUCAGGAAAGCAAUUAUUAGAAAUUGUGAUAAAGUGAUCUUUUCUCUUUUAAUAAUAAAGGUUUACACACAAACAGUGAUGUUCUGUUGUGUUUAUGCCCUCAAAUUCCACAAUCCAUUUCCUCCUUCUUUGUAUUUAUUAAGAAGUUUGACAGCUGAUUGUUUAAAGAUUUGAUCAAACCGUCGAAUAUACAGUGAGUAGUCAGGGGGAGGGAGGGAGGUAUUAGUUCAACAGUGGACAUGACAACAUUCCACACUAGCCCUUUUAGAGAAUUAGAGUUUUUACAGCACAGAGACAGGCCCUUCAGCUCAUAGAAUUCCCACUAGUCAUCAAGUUUCUAUCUAAUCACAUUUUCCAUCACUUAACCUGUACACCAUACCAGUUCAAGUUCCUAUCCAAAUACUUCUUCAAUAUCCUACUACCUCUCUGG